Messenger RNA from Gossypium raimondii (Peruvian cotton), 1437 nucleotides. RefSeq lists its product as uncharacterized. Bases 1 to 1065 code for a protein of 354 amino acids. The transcript has 6 exons. Gene Ontology annotation, cellular component: membrane. The record is from RefSeq and is a predicted model, not a curated record. Gene Ontology annotation, biological process: Golgi vesicle transport. Lineage: Eukaryota; Viridiplantae; Streptophyta; Magnoliopsida; Malvales; Malvaceae.
AUGGGAUCAAGCUUGCUUCAAUGGGAAUCCGACCCCCUAUUUUCAGCCGCCGAAGUCGUUCAAGAUUCAGCUGACAGGAUGGAAUCGAUUUUUCGCCUUCUUUUGCAUGAACAAAAUCUUGUUGAAGCUAAUAAUUAUGACCCGAAGCUGCUUACUUUGAUUGGGUAUCACAGUCGCGAUCUUGCUACCAUACUUGAAACAGCAAAAUGGCAGUUGGAAGAUUUUGAACGAGCAGUUAUCUCAUCAGCUAGGAUGGACCGGUCUCAGUCUAGGGAGGCUGUGAUUUUUAGACAUAAGGAGUUUAUUAGUGCUAAUGAACAAGAUAAAGAUAAUUUGGCAUUUUUCCUUUCCGGGGGGAUUAACAAUCACUGUUAUGAGUUGGGUGAUAGUGACAUAUUUAAAAGAUUUCUUGAUCCACCCGCGGCAUCAUGCUCAUCAGAUGCUGGAAUUGUUGGAAAUGAAUGUGGAGAAAUUGAAGAAGUGAAUAUGAAUGGUAAUGCUUAUAGUAGCCAUUACUAUGAUUCUUUGGAGGAGAGUAACCUAAGGAAAGUGGAUUCUCAAAAUUCUAUGAAAUUGGGUCUAAAUGCAGUGAAUUCUUUCCAAGAGAGGUCUUGUAACAGGAAUGCUGACGAUGGAAGUUGGUAUAUAGAAGCUGGUGAUAGCAAACCUAAGUGUUUCUUCCAUGAGAAUAAGCUGAGAGGUUCUUCCAGCAGUAUGAAUCUCAUUGGAUUCUUCAAUAAUCUGUGGGGAAGAAGGGUUCCUAGCAGUUAUACAAAGCGAUUAAAAGAUGGGGAAGAAGAGCAUUCUCCUUUGGACAUUGAUGCUUCUCAUGCUGCACAGGGCCAGCAUAUUGGACUAUGUUCAGCACUUAGAAACCAUGGCCUCCAGGGAUUACAUUGGUUUCUGACAAAGGUCAUGCACUUGAGAAGGAGGCUUGGGGCAUGCAAUGCCAGAUUUGAUAGAUUUUCAUAUCUCGUUAAAGUUAAUCAGCGGUCCAUAAAAAUGAUACUGGCAAUAGUAUUUGUCUUCACACUUUUAGGUAUAUUGAUCUUCCAUAUCGCUUGAAAGUGGUCAUUUGCUGUUUAAUAGGAAUAUCGUUGCAUCUGCAAAGUGGGUUUUGAGUGGAGUUGCUGCAGAUUACUUGCUCGGCUCCCAUAGCAAGUUGAGGAGCCAACCAUCAGUAACUACAUUCUGAGAUUGGUAAGCAAGCAGCCUUUAGAUUUUGCUGCUAUCUACAAUACAGAAGUAGCUAAUACAAAUGUAUGUACUCCAGCAAUUCAUCUAAGAAAUUUGUACAUAUGAAUGGCAUGCCAUUUCACAGAUCUACUUUGUUAGUCAAAACUUAUAUAAGCUGUAAAUGAUGAUAUCCAAGCCAUCUCGAACUCCAGUUAGAGUAACUGCUGAUCCAUGGUGUGUUCUACAGUUCACUUGGGUUAA